Molecule: messenger RNA, 1915 nt
Organism: Cheilinus undulatus (humphead wrasse)
Lineage: Eukaryota; Metazoa; Chordata; Actinopteri; Labriformes; Labridae
Gene: otud6b
Product: OTU deubiquitinase 6B
Exons: 8
Coding region: 179-1078 (299 amino acids)
Biological process (GO): protein deubiquitination
Molecular function (GO): cysteine-type deubiquitinase activity
Source: RefSeq, a predicted model, not a curated record
UCCGGUUAAGGCCAUAUCAACCAUGGAUACAUAUCCAUGAUGUGAGCACAUUUCAGGUACUGUGGGCCAUCUAUGUCUGAUCUCUUUCUCCACACAGGGCCGUUAUAACAGUGUCUUCAAGCCACCGACUGUCAGAUCUGUGACUGAACUCCUGAAGAGUAAACAACAACAUCCGGUCAUGGAGGGAGAGACUGAGGAGAGCCCAGAGGAGCAGCUGACCAAGCAGCACCGCAAGGAGAAGAAAGAUUUACAAGCCAAAAUCCAGAGCAUGAAAAACGCAGUUCCUAAAAAUGACAAGAAAAGAAGGAAACAGCUGACAGAGGAGAUUGCCAAACUGGAGGCCGACCUGAGUCAGAAACAUGAAGAGGAGAUCAGGCAACUAAAAUCUACAGUGGACAUAAAGGUGGAAGAGGUGUUAAAUGGAGUGGAAAACUUGAAGAUGGAGGGAGGAGAGAAAGAAGAGGUCAUGCAGCCCCGUGUCACAAAGGCCCAGAAGAGGAGGGACAAAAAGGCGGCCCAAGAGAGAGAGAGGGAGAGCCGGAUAGCUGAGGCUGAGGUGCAGAACUUGCAGGGUGUGAGACACCAGGAGGGUUUGAUGCUUGCUCAGAAACUUGCACUGCAGCAGCUGCAGAUCAAAGAGAUCCCCUCUGAUGGCCACUGCAUGUACCGUGCUGUUGAAGAUCAGCUAGCACAGCGAUCACUGCCUGGGUUAGUCAUGAGUGUGAAGGAACUGAGGUCCCGUACUGCUGAGCACAUGAGAAGCCAUGCUGAUGAUUUCCUGCCUUUCCUCACGAACCCAAACACAGGCGACAUGUACACAACAGAUGAGUUUGAGAAUUACUGCAGUGAGGUGGAGCACACCGCAGCUUGGGGUGGACAACUAGAAUUGCGAGCUUUGACUCAAGUACUUAAGCUGCCGAUAGAGGUGAUUCAGGCAAACUCCUCGGCCAUCAAAAUUGGAGAGGAAUUUAAUAGUGAUCCCAUCACCCUGGUCUACAUGCGUCAUGCCUAUGGAUUAGGAGAGCACUACAACUCCGUGGAGCGACUAAAGGACCCGGCUAAUGCAGAGGACAGCUGAAAGACUGCUCAGACAAGAUGUGACAUAAAACGACUAAAAGGAGUGUUUGAGUUACUCACAGCAGGGCCCCUCAGUACCUAAGCAUUCAGAGUGAGACCUUCCCCAGGUGAAGACACAGUUGUUUUCAGAAUGGGUUAAUGACUAAUGUUACUCUCUGUUUAGAAGUCAAAGAUAUCAUGGAGAGAGAGAAAGAGAGAGAGUUUAUCACUGGAGAAAAAAAAAAAUCAUCAUUGUGCUAAUGAAAUAUCAUAGAAAGUAGAACCAGGAGCCAAUGGACAUCCAAAGACCCUGUGGGUUUUAUUAGAGACGUUUUAACCUUAUUGAACAAUAGAGAAUGUAAAGAUAGUCACACUGGGGGUUUGUUGAAAUCUGACAGUGUCCUUGAAUAAACCUGUAAAUCAUAUCAGUGUUACAUAAACACAUCCAAUACUGAUAUAAGGUAUGUCGUUGCAUUAUUUUCAAUAUUUAAAGAACAGAAAAGAUCCGUCUUUGAGGUUUGUCUUUGAAUAAGUGAUGAUGGGAAAGGUGUUUUUUCUUCAUCUUCAAUAAAUCAUUGAUGAGAAAAAAUAAAUUCCUGUACACAACUGUCUCUGUGAUGGUCAGUUCUUUUUUGUUUUUUUUUAUGACCACAAAAUGUUUUUUCCCAAGUUCACAAAAUUCAUCAUUUUAAUGCUGUAAAAUAGUUCAGACAUCCUAAUCAUAUCUGUAACUGAAGGCUAGAGAAAUUACAGUGGUGGAAAAGUCCAUGCAUGUAGAAUAUUGAUUAGUACUGUACUUUUUAUUGAAGGUACUUCUUAUUAAUGUAUUAAUUUGUUAAUAAAAUAUCUUGAAUUAAGA